GUGUCCACGUCAGGGAACCCAUCCUGACCUCCGCAAGCGGCCCGCGCGGAGAGGCUCUACACCGGCUGGGUGUGGCGUGCGGAUCAAGGGUCUGAUGCAGGGGGUUGACCCCUUAGAAAGGCACUUGAAAGACAGUGGCAUCAUCCUACUGCUGUGAGCAUGGAAAACAACUGUGAGUGCAUGAAAACAAGAUGAUGAAUAAUGGAAAAGCAAACAGAGAUCAUUCGGAGAGAACAUUAGCUUGAGACUGCGGGAUUACAGGAGGUGCAGUGAUGGGAUGCACUACGGUGGUUUCACAGUAAAUUAGCAUGCUGCUGUUGUGGUGGCCAGAAGGAAUUCUGAAUUUGCCACAACGGUUACCGAUGGAAGACAAAAGACCAGCACACAACUCUUUCCCAGCGGACAGGACCGUUUCAUGCCCGGAGAAGGACCGACUUCCCGCUUGGACCCGGUGCCGGCCUCCCUCACUCCUCUGGCGGGCUCCAAAGCAGCAGUUCCCGGCAUUUGCUGGGAUGUUUGAGUCGCGUUGUUUGGUGGGGUGAAGGGACCGAGAGAGUGGCCGGAGAGACCGAGGGACGGAGGCCGAGAGAGGAGCCGAGAGCAUGGCUCUGGUAGCGCUGUCUCUCUGGGUGCUAACGAGUCUCACCUGGGGAAACCUGCUCCAGGUGUCCGCCAACAGGCAUUCCGUUUACUGGAACAGCUCCAACAUACAUCUGCGCAGGGAGGGCUACACAAUGCAGGUGAACGUCAACGACUACCUGGACAUCUACUGCCCUCAUUACAAUGACAGCCAACGCAUGGUGGGCACCGGCGAGCAGUAUGUCCUCUACAUGGUCAGUUACCGAGGGUACAGGAACUGCGACCCCCAGCUGGGCUUCAAGAGGUGGGAGUGUAACCGGCCCCACGCCCCUCACGCGCCCAUCAAGUUCUCCGAGAAGUUCCAGCGCUACAGCGCCUUCUCGCUGGGCUAUGAGUUCCACGUUGGACAGGAGUACUACUACAUCUCCACGCCCACCCACCACCACGGCCGCAGCUGUCUGAGACUACGAGUGUACGUCUGCUGCUCCACGGCCUCUGACGUGGAUGAUGAGCCAGAGCCAACAGAGCCAGACUACACGCUUAGACCAGGCCUAAAAAUUGACGAUAUCGAUGAAUUUAACCCUUUUGUUCCCAAGCUGGAGAAGAGUGUCAGUGGAAGCAGCCCGUCCAGGGAUCGCCUUCUCCUCACCGUGACAAUGCUCCUUCUGGCCGCUCUCUUCAUCUCCUAGCAACGGCCAUCCCAUCAGCGUCACCAUGCCAACUAGCCUUGGGAGGGUGUACAGUAUCAGCGGGUGGGACAGGGGGUAGUCUGGAGGAGAGGAGAUGAGAAGAGAGGAGAGUUAAGAUAUCACAAAUAUAGCAAAAGGCAAAACGAGCAAGACUUUGAAGAGAGUUUUCAAGCAUCACAGUGUGAAUGUGUGUGUGAGUGUGUGUUUGCACAGCUGUCUGUGUGUGUGAGGGAGUGUAUUUUUGGCAGAGUUGAAAGACCUUCGGGCACUCGUUGACACAGACUGAACCCUGUAUUGCAUUUAAGUCAGCCUGUGCACAGAUGCAGGUGGUGGUGUGGUAGGACUGUGAGUGAGUGUGUGUUUGUGUCUGUGUGUGAGUGUGUCUGAACAGGCCACAGGUUGAGCUUGUUGAAUCAUGCACACCACACAAAGCAUUUAUACAACAGGAGAGGCAGGGCUGAAAUCCCAAUAAAAUAGAUGAAAAACAUCAAAUCCACCCACCCAAUUGAAACCACAUGGAGACUUUCCCUUGGAUUUGAUUGGCUGUAACACUUCCUUGGGGCUAGUUGCCAUAGUUUCUCGCAACAAGACAAACUGAACUCAAACGAACUGAAUGAAAUAGAUUUCAGCAAAAGUGAACUGAAAUUGCCUUUUUUUUUUGUCGUUGUUGUCGUUGUUGUCGAUCUUGACGCUGUGAACUUGUCCCAGUCCGCGGAGGAUAAAGGAACUGGCUAACGAACUGUGCUGGUCCCGUGUAUGAGGCAAAGUAGCUGAUAGUUCAUAAACACACCCUGGGACUCCAGACGCCGGUGUUUUAGUUUCCAUCUCCACUCUGCUGUGUCAUCCUGUGUUCACCAUUAGUCUCCAGCACAUCUCUGAUGAAGGACUUAACAGGACUGGACGGGUUUUGGGGAAGCGAGGGGGGCGGGGAGGGGGAUCCAGAGCAUUUAAACAAUGAAUCAUUUCACUUUACUACUUUUUUCUGUCCUGUCUUUGAAGUAUACUCGGUUAGUCCUCUGUCAUCUCCGAGGUUAGCGAAGCACACGAUGGCUACGGAGCAGCCAUAGAUACACUCAGCAAUACUGCCCUCCUCUCAGCUGCCAGGAGAGAGCGACUGCAGGCUGUUUUGGGGGGAGAGGAAGAGGAACAGGGAGGGGGGGACGAAGGAGGAAGGACGGUCACCCACACAAGCAUCUGUGGACAGGUCCAGCCCCACACAAUAAGAAGCUCUCCACUGGUCCACGUCGGUGUAGCGACCUGCUCUACAAGUCUCAUCAUCUAAAACCAUUCGUCAGAUGCCACAUGUAAACAGUUUUCUGUUACUGUAUGCCUGUGUGUGUGUGUGUGUGUGUGUGUGUGCCCGAGUGACAAAACGUAUGUCUGAAUGUGCACUUGUGUGUGUGUGUGUGUGUGUUUGAGAGUGAGAGAGAAUAUUUUAAAUGGUACUAAUACAUCCACAUACUGUACAUCUUAUAAGAAUGAAAAUUCAAAAGGAAAAAAAAACAGAAAAAGAAAUCAAAACACGACUAAAGCAACAAGUAAUACAUACAAACCAAGUGCUUUGGUGGGGAGGUAUGGCAAUUCAAAUGUCAAACAACUGUACCAGUCAGUUGCUUCUGAAUAGCGUUUCCAUAGCAACUAGCACCUUAUUCACCAUGGCUACCCUACCCUGCCAACAAUGGACUCUAGUAGGGCAUGGCUUACCAUAGUAGCUGAUAACAAUGAUGAAGGUGAUGAUGAUUAGAAUGAAGAUGACGAUGACGAUGGACUGCGAGCUGACAUGCAGCUCACCCACCGGCAUGUGAGACAUUCAAGUACUUGUGUAAAUGUCACAAACGGACAAAGAAUGGAUAUUCAAUGUCUUGAAAUCUGCCAAGAGGAAAUGUGAUGUAAGCAUUUUUUUUUUUUUUUUUUUUUUUACAAAUUUGAAGCUCAGUUUUCUCGUGGUUUGUUUGUAUUUUUUUUUUUACUAUCAUUUUGUUGAGUUUGCUGUGGUGUAUAUUUGGUUAUUCUGAGGGGAAACACAAGGGGUUUAAAAGUUGGAACUCGGGUGGGUUGAGCCAUGUGUAAACUUGGGCUGUACUCUGCAAGUCCCUUAGCCAACUGAUCAGAAGAUCAAGUUCAACAUCAUAUAUGGCAGUGGUUCCCAAUCAUUUUUGGCCUCUUUCCCUAAUAAUGAAGCUUGCAACCCCUGUGCACAUUUUGCAUAUGUCUGGUCCAGGCUCUGGCCAGUUGAACCAAAUGCUGAUUAUUUCUUCUGUAAAUGUUUUAUUUGUAUACUUUUACAGUCCUCAAAAGCUAAAAUUUUCUAGUAAUUUUUAAGAAAAAACAGAAAGAUUAGAAGAAUCUCAAAUAAACCAGAUUUUGUGUGAAAGAAAUGUCUUUCUACUUUCCUAUCCUCUUAAGCAUCUCACAUUUAUGUUGCUGUGUUGUGGUACUGAUAACUAAGUUGGGAACCACUGAUAUAUACUAUAAGAUUUAAAUCUAAAGAAGUAAUUUUUACUUUAUUGUGUGCUUGUUGUUGGAGAGUAAUGUGGAUUUAUUUUCCCAAAGGUGUGCCAAAUUAUUUUUAAACAAAAUCUCGCAGCCACCUUUGAACAGCCCUCAUCUUUUCAUCUAACGAGAGAGAAUUCUUAUGGAAACAAAUGAGGAUCCUGUAGUUUUGGAGUACAGUCGAGUAUAUGACACUACAACCAGCCCAGGUGUAUAUGUGGCUCUUGGUGGGAGGGUGAGGUAUAGGAAGGGCUCCAUAGUUCUGGUGUGGAGCGGGAGGGUUGAAGAGCUGUGCGAGAGGGUAAAUCAUUCUUCAAGAAGUUGCACUUAAGAACUUAACAUGAGAACAAGAGAGUGUGUGUGUGUGUGUGUGUGUGUGUGUGUGUGUGUGUGUGUGUGUGUGUGUCCAUCUGAAUGUGUGUGUGUGUGUGUGUGUGUCAGGGAGAGUAGGAGCUCAUUUCUGUUAAUCACUUCAUGGCUGUGUGCAGGAGCUUUAGCAUGAGAUGCGGUUCAUCUUUGUGUUUACCUGUGUGUGUGUGUUUGUUUGUGUGUGUGUGUGUGCGCGUGUAUGUGAGUGACUGAAUGGUUGAAUGAGUGAGUGAGCAACAGUCUCUUUGUUUCUGCUCUUUUCCACGUGCGUAUGAACGAGGGAGUGUGACCGAUUGUUGUCUGGCAAAACAACAAAAGCAUUUAAUAGUGUUGGAAACAACAAUUACAAUCAUGUUUACCUUCGACUGGAAUGACUUUAAAUGAACUUGAAAAUAAACUGUAAACUGAACAAAC
Molecule: messenger RNA, 4544 nt
Organism: Thunnus maccoyii (southern bluefin tuna)
Lineage: Eukaryota; Metazoa; Chordata; Actinopteri; Scombriformes; Scombridae
Gene: efna3b
Product: ephrin-A3b
Exons: 9
Coding region: 603-1268 (221 amino acids)
Biological process (GO): axon guidance; ephrin receptor signaling pathway
Cellular component (GO): plasma membrane
Molecular function (GO): ephrin receptor binding
Source: RefSeq, a predicted model, not a curated record